CAUGUUGGGCGUCGUUGUUCUCAGAGCCACUUCACCGGCGCUCCGCGGGAGCGGUUCGGAGCUCGGCCUUUGGAAGCGUCCCAUCCCCUCGUUGCUUCAGUCGUCCCCCGUGAGCACCUCGCGGUACUAUAUAGGCCUCUGUGUCCUUUUCCAGUUCCUGUAAGCUCCUGCGCAUCCCGCAACGCUUUCAGAGCUGAUUUGACCCUCGGCACCCGCCGUAGGCUACCGUCUUGUCAGCUGCCGGCGCCUUUGUGAAGCGGCGGAAGAGAAGCGGGACGUGCGGUUGAGGGUGUCUGGAGCUGGAGGAGGUCCCGCUGCAGGAUUCCAGCCAUGUCUGACAAAAGUGAACUGAAGGCGGAGUUGGAGCGCAAGAAACAACGAUUAGCUCAAAUCAGAGAGGAGAAGAAAAGAAAGGAGGAGGAAAGAAAGAAGAAAGAAACUGAUCAGAAGAAAGAAGUCCUUCCUAUACAAGAAGAAUCUGAUCUUGAAAAGAAGAGAAGAGAAGCUGAAGCAUUACUUCAGAGCAUGGGGUUGACACCUGAGUCUCCUGUUGUCCCUCCUCCUACCUCUCCGUCUUCCAAAUCUGUGAGUACACCAAGUGAGGCUGGGAGCCAGGACUCUGGUGAUGGUGCUGUUGGAUCUAGACGUGGACCUGUUAAACUUGGAAUGGCCAAAAUUACACAAGUUGAUUUUCCUCCUCGAGAAGUUGUUACAUAUACAAAGGAGACGCAAACACCUGUUAUGACUCAGCCAAAGGAAGAUGAGGAAGAUGAAGAUGAUGUGGUUGCACCAAAACCAUUAAUUGAACCUGAGGAAGAAAAAACCUUAAAAAAAGAGGAGGAAGAAGAAGCUGCCCCUCAUGAACUUACAGAAGAGGAAAAACAACAAAUUUUGCAUUCUGAGGAAUUUUUAAGUUUCUUUGACCACUCUACAAGGAUUGUCGAGAGAGCCCUGUCUGAGCAAAUCAACAUCUUCUUUGACUACAGUGGGAGAGACUUAGAAGACAAGGAAGGAGAGAUUCAAGCUGGAGCAAAACUGUCCUUAAAUAGGCAGUUUUUUGAUGAACGUUGGUCAAAGCAUCGUGUUGUCAGUUGUUUGGACUGGUCAUCUCAGUACCCAGAAUUACUUGUAGCCUCUUACAACAACAAUGAGGAUGCACCUCAUGAGCCUGAUGGGGUGGCCCUUGUAUGGAACAUGAAGUACAAGAAAACUACCCCAGAGUACGUCUUUCACUGUCAGUCAGCGGUGAUGUCAGCUACCUUUGCAAAAUUUCAUCCCAAUCUGGUGGUUGGUGGCACAUACUCAGGCCAAAUAGUGCUGUGGGAUAAUCGCAGCAAUAAGAGAACCCCAGUGCAGAGAACUCCACUUUCAGCUGCUGCUCACACGCACCCAGUGUACUGUGUAAAUGUUGUUGGGACGCAGAAUGCUCAUAAUUUGAUUAGUAUCUCAACUGAUGGGAAAAUAUGCUCUUGGAGUCUGGACAUGCUUUCUCAACCCCAGGAUAGCAUGGAGCUGGUUCACAAACAGUCCAAGGCUGUGGCUGUUACAUGCAUGUCAUUCCCUAUUGGAGAUGUCAACAACUUCGUUGUGGGCAGUGAAGAAGGCUCUGUGUACACUGCGUGUCGUCAUGGCAGCAAAGCUGGAAUCAGUGAGAUGUUUGAAGGACACCAGGGACCAAUCACAGGUAUCAACUGCCAUGCAGCAGUUGGACCUGUAGACUUCUCACAUCUUUUUGUCACCUCUUCUUUUGACUGGACAGUAAAGCUUUGGACAACUAAGAAUAACAAACCCCUGUACUCCUUUGAAGACAACUCAGAUUACGUUUAUGAUGUGAUGUGGUCUCCAACUCACCCUGCCUUGUUUGCCUGUGUGGAUGGGAUGGGCAGGCUUGACCUGUGGAAUCUCAACAACGAUACUGAGGUGCCUACUGCAAGCAUUACUGUGGAGGGUAACCCUGCUCUGAACCGCGUGAGAUGGACACAUUCUGGGAGAGAGAUUGCUGUUGGUGAUUCAGAGGGACAAAUAGUUAUAUAUGAUGUGGGAGAGCAAAUUGCCGUUCCUCGCAGUGAUGAGUGGACUCGGUUUGGUCGAACCCUGGCAGAAAUAAACGCUAACAGAGCUGAUGCAGAAGAGGAAGCUGCAACCCGCAUACCAGCGUAGAUCUAUAACAAUAGGCAGCAGUGGUAGAAUGGUGAAUGAUUUGAUGCAAAGUGCACGUGUCAGUUCAAGUAAUAGCUUAAGGGAGGGAUAUAUGGAUCCAACUAUGGACUUUGAAAAUGUAUUAAGAUUACUGAAAAUAAGAUUAUCACUUUUUAUAUAUAAAUUACAAGCACAUACUUGGAUUUGUGUAACUUUUAAUACAGUUAACCUUGACUUUGCAAGGACCUUCUUUUGCUGAAACACUAACCUGGUGUAAAUUUGCUAUUGGGCUUCUGAAAUUUCCACUUUGUAACAGUAUGUCUGAAAAGUGAAAGUCCUGUUUCUAGGCUAAACUUUCCAUAUUACAAAGACUAGCCUUCAUUAGGUAGUUAAUCUCUGAAGCAUUCUUUAAUUUGAAUUACCCAUGAUAAUAAGCAUGCAUAUGUUCCAAGUAAGUUUCAUUGUUUAUAUAUGGAUAAGGUAGUGGGUAAUAUAUGUUAAUAAAAAAUUGUCUGUAGUUCCAAACUUGAUAAUUGGACCUGAAUUAAUGAAAUACAUAUUUAAUACCCAGAUCUUUGUUUGAAUCGGUGAAUUAAAAGGUGAGACUGAUUCAUGAAUAAAUAUUGUAUGAGCACUUGCCAACUGCCCUGACCCCUCAUCUGUGACCCUUCAGUAGUUUGAGAGUAGGGAGUUUCUGGGAGCUGCUGUUUUCAUUUUACUACAUGCACCAGAGCUGUUUUCUACCCCCACGCUCCACUUCCUACCCUGGCAGUCAGACAAAAGGAAAAAGGCUGCUGUUGUCAGUCUUUUCCAUAGGAUAAGGAACUAGAUUUUGGCUUAAUUUCUAUAGCAUGAUUAGCAUUCUAUUAACUACAGACUUGCUACUGAUUUUCCACAUAAAGACAUCUGCAUUGAUUUUUAACAGUUUUAUUGAAACAAAACUUCUCAAUGGCUUGAAACAAAAUGGUUGCAAUUUGUUAUUUUUUUUAGUAUAUCUUUCUCAUAUAUAUGAAGUUUCUCAUCAAGAUCAUUUUUGGGGUUAUGGCUUGUGGAGGACAUCAUUAUAUUGGUUGUUUGAGUUUUUUUUAGGCUGGUUGUUUUAUUUUGGUUUGGGGCUUUUUUGGUUGGUUUUGGUUUUGUUUUUCUUUGGGGGGGGGGAGAAGGUGGUUAAGUAAAUAUUCUGACCUGUACUAAUUAGGAACUAAACCAGUAUUGAUGCCUUUAACUUAGGACUUUAAGUUUGGUUCUGGUAUUCUUAAUCUGAUAUGAGUUUAUUGUUUUGCCAGAAGAGCUGUUCUAUAUGCUUAAAAGUAGGAAAUAGGCUUAUAUUCCAUAUCAGCUUUAGGUCCAGAAGUAUUAUUAUUGCUUCUACAGUAAUUGUGUUUUAAGUUUGGUUCUGGGGUUAGGUUGGUUUGGUUUUGUUUUUUUUUAUGUUUCUCCUUGUCUCUGUUCUGUUGCAAGCAGCUCACAGAGAUACAGGCAGCAAUAACAGCAGUUCUGUCUUCAGGAGGUUCUUUUUCACUGGGCUUGAAAGUGAAAUAGAUUUAGGCUUCCACUGGUGUUGACUUGUCAAAAGUCCCCCUUCAAUAAAAAGUGAUGCCGUUCACUUUGAGGAAAACACACGAGGUAAAUAUCAACUUUAUGACAGCAGCUAUCUGUCGAGAAACGUGAACAGGUACACUGUGUGAUGAUUUUUACGCUUGAGGUGCAAGAAUUCUUGUCUUUCUGUUCUGGAUGGUUGGUUGGGGUUUCUUAGCUGUGGGUAGGGUUUUUGUUUAUUUUUCCUUAAAUUGUUACUUCUCAUUUAUUAAUAAAUACAUUUCUUUCAGACUUUGUUACCAUAAAUCCAGUAGGUAAGGCUUUUUUUCAGUGGAUUGUGGCAUAAAGAUAUAGGUCAUAUGGCAUCAGUUUUCCAUAAUUUUGACCUUUUGGUAAUAUUCAAUUAUUACAUUUCAGUACUAAUUUGUAUUCAUUCCUGCUUCUGUUCCUCCCUCACAAAAUAGUUGAGUACAAGUUAAAAACGUUGUAAAGCCCAUACCUGCAAUGUGGAGACAAACAGUGAUGUUAGGUACUGUCGAUAAUCAUCCUGGGAGCCACACUGUCCAGUUUUGGAGCUGUAAGAAAUACAAAUGCUGUCUUGCAUUGGAAGUCAGUCAACAAGCUGUGACUAAGAUGAAAUGCCAGUGGUGGGUACCUGCCAUUUUUGUAUCCAACUUAGAAAAGCGCAGAACAAAACCUAGAUACAGGAGAGAGUUCCUGGGAAGCCUGUCUCUAUCUAAAAACCGGCACAGAACAGGCAACUCUUUAACCUGAACAGAAAAAAAUGAAUCCAAAUAAGGACAGGAAGCCUUCUAAUGGUGUUUAUAUUUAUAUAUAUAUAUAUGUGUAUAUAUAUAUAUAAAUACACACACAUACAUAUUUGUACAUAUGUAUGCAUGAUGCAGAAUAGUGAUCAAACUCCCAAGUUCAACAUAUUGUGACCUCUAGCUCACUAAAUAGCACCAAAUUUGUAUCUUGGUUAGAGGCUAGAACUGAAGGAGGGCUUGUCUGUACUUGCAGUGUUUAGUUUUUAAGGAGGCCUUUCUUCAUAAGCUGAUUAAAGCUCUUCAUGUUGGCCUGCUGUCACCUCAGCAAGAAAAUAACAACCUCAGGUCAGUUCAUACCACUGGGACACACUGUACUGCAGGAUGUUUGACCCCGAAAGAAACACGUAUAACUAAAGACAGGAGGUUGUCAUACUUCAGUAAGCAAGGAUGGCAACCCACCUCUCUCUCCUCUGGAGGCAGGGGUACUAUAACUACUUUUCCUCUGGCUGCAGAGACUCCCCUAUUUCCUGUGGAACCUUUGCAUUUAAAAGUUACACGAUAUAAACUUUUGGCAGACAUUAAGCCAGAAAUAGUUUAAGCUUUUUCUUUCGUCUCUCUACUCAACUGGAAUUGUAAACCAUCAGUUUUGUAUAUUACAUGAAUAUUAAAGUAUGCCUGUCUGCUUUCCAGAAUAACCUAAUCUUUCGAUUCCAGCAUAACCUAAUCUAGAUGGUAAAACAGUCUAGAAAUAAAGAGAAUGACUUCAACUUUUUUAAUAAAAAGUUUUCAGUUUGGGAAAAAUCACUCAGUAAAUUCUAAAAAAAUUAUUGAGGCUGCUAAUAACUGGCAAAUACUGUGUUUUAAAUAUGCUGCCAUAGGGGUAGGAUCUAUUACGCAUCUAGUAUUACCUUGUAUUUUGAGAGAAUUCCUUGUUAACAAAGCAGUACUGCAAAAUAAAAUACUGUAUGUGCUCAUCUAA
Messenger RNA from Melopsittacus undulatus (budgerigar), 5424 nucleotides. RefSeq names its product dynein cytoplasmic 1 intermediate chain 2 (gene DYNC1I2). Gene Ontology annotation, biological process: transport along microtubule. The transcript has 16 exons. Gene Ontology annotation, cellular component: cytoplasmic dynein complex. NCBI's taxonomy places the organism in Eukaryota, Metazoa, Chordata, Aves, Psittaciformes, Psittaculidae. Gene Ontology annotation, molecular function: dynein light chain binding; dynein heavy chain binding. Bases 331 to 2160 code for a protein of 609 amino acids. The record is from RefSeq and is a predicted model, not a curated record.